AUGGCAGUCUCAAGAGUCAUCACCUCCAAACUACAGUCCCACUUCAUACCCUCCUUCUUAGAAGUUAUAAACGAGAGCUACAUGCACAAUGUUCCCAAAGGAUCAGAAACUCACUUCAAAGUUCUGAUAGUGUCAGAAAAGUUCGAGGGUACACCCCUAAUAAAGAGACACAGAGAAGUUAACAGUUUGCUUGCGGAGGAGUUACAGGGUGGUGUUCAUGCGCUGAGCAUUGUUGCUAAAACUCCGACUCAGUGGGGUUCUGAUCCUAAUGUUGUGAAGAGUCCUCCAUGUUUAGGGGGUUCUAAGUUGUGA
Messenger RNA from Bolinopsis microptera, 312 nucleotides. Its product is annotated as bolA-like protein 1. Bases 1 to 312 code for a protein of 103 amino acids. The transcript has a single exon. Gene Ontology annotation, cellular component: mitochondrion. NCBI's taxonomy places the organism in Eukaryota, Metazoa, Ctenophora, Tentaculata, Lobata, Bolinopsidae. The record is from RefSeq and is a predicted model, not a curated record.